AUGGGACAGCUGAAAACAGUCUGCCUCACUCUUUUUGGCGUUUUUCUUGCGCGUUUUGCUUAUCAACAGUAUGAGAAAACGAAGAGACUCAGAAUCGAUCAAAGCCCCUUGUUUUCGGAGGAGCUAGAAGGGACAGUGAAGGAAUAUCCGGCGAAGAAGAGGAUUGAAGAAGUGGUGCCGGGCGUUUAUGCAGCGAUUGAUUACAGUCUCGCUUCUAGCCUUCUGAUAGUCGAUGAAAACCGCUGGUUCUUCCUUGAUUCCACCGAAAACUGCAACGUAAUGGAAACAAUCAUCGAGGACUUUGAAAGGCUCCUCGGUCGGCCAAAAGAAGUCACUGGCAUCGCACUCACUCACUUUCACCCGGACCAUUGUUUUGGAACCGGAUCAAUUCUCGCCUUUGCCGAGUCGCUUGACCAAGAAAGGGUUCCGGACAUCUGGGCGCAUGAGAAAUUCAAGAGCGAGAACGAAAAGUUUAUUCAUUUGUCUUACCUUGGUUUUCGAAGAGCGACCAGCCAAUUUGGCCACAAGUUGGAGAAAGAGAGGCAGAUUAAUGCGGGCAUUGGGCACAGAUUGACGCAUAGAGAUAAUGAAGUCUGCUAUGUCCCGCCCUCAAAAACGUUCGAAAAAGAAGUUUCGAUUCCCUUUGGAAAAUUCACCAUCACUCUUUUCCACGCUCCUGGAGAAACAGACGAUCAAAUCUCCAUUUUCAUCCCCGAAGAAAAAGUGCUGAUCCCAGCAGACAACGUCUACCCCCACUUCCCAAAUCUCUACCCGAUUCGCGGAGCGCCCGUUCGGUCUGUCAGACAAUGGGCCAACACCGUCGCCAAUUUCAGAAAGAUGAAGGCAGAGCAUAUGGUCGGCAUGCACAGUCCUGUUGUUCACGGAGCGAAAGAAAUUGAUGAAAUUCUAGUGACGUAUCACGAUGGAAUGAAAUUUGUCCACGAUCAGACUGUCAGACUGAUGGAAAAUCUGUACACGAUUGAGGAUAUUGUGGAAAUUGUCAAAUUGCCGAAAUUGUUGGCGGAACAUCCAUGGCUUGAACAGACGUACGGAAAAGUAGAAUGGUGCGUAAGGGGCGUCUACUCGGCAUACAUUGGCUGGUUCGAUGGAUUGCCCAGAAAUCUCCGCCCGCUGCAUCCAAAAAUCACUUCGAAAAAGCUCUUGAAAAUCGCCGACAAAAGCAAAAUCGCUGCUGAAAUUCAUGAAAGCAUCGAAUCCGGGCUAAACUGCAAAGAACCAAAUUGUGCUCAUAAAAAUCUCCAGUGGGCGCUAGAAUUGGUCGAUAUCAUGAUUUACUCAGAAAUCGAUGAAGAGGUGAAAAUUCAAUCCGAAUCGAAUUUCCACCCGAAAAAGCUGACGAAAGAAGAGUUCCUCAAAGCAAAAAUCUUCAUCCUCCAAGCCAUCGCCGAGGUCCAAUCAAAUCCGACCGCAAGAAAUUGGUACCUCAACGAAGCGAAUAUUCUAGCGACAAACAACGUGCCGACAAUAACCCCUGAAGUAAGACGAACUCACAUGACGAACUUGUCGGUUGACUUGAUUCUUCGAAGCUUUGAAACCAGAAUGAACGCCCCAAGAGCUCUUGUCGAAUAUGAACGAAAAUGCUUCUAUUUCAAUAUCGAUGAGAAAGAAUACAAUUUGCUGAUUCGAAAUGGCGUUCUUGUCAAUAUCGAAGAGAAAUGCGAGGAAAUUCACAAUGGCUUGAUUGGAACUUCGGAAAAAUUCAAAGAUUUGUUAACCCAUCCAGCCACUGCGGUCGCGAAUUUGGCAAAAGGGGAUUUGAAGAUUCUCGGCUCAAUAACCGACUUUGUUAAAUUUCUUACUCUUUUCAGACCUGUUCAUAAAUAA
Molecule: messenger RNA, 1845 nt
Organism: Oikopleura dioica
Lineage: Eukaryota; Metazoa; Chordata; Appendicularia; Copelata; Oikopleuridae
Source: the annotation of a GenBank genome assembly